AUGGCGGCAAGCGAUGUUUGUAUCAACGACCACAUAUCAGACGUGGAGUGUCUGAAUGAGUCCGCGGAUUUUCCAGUAAGAAACAUCUUCCACAACUCCGAGGCCCCACUGAAAUCGGACGCGGAUCACCAGUUGCUGAUAAAGAUCCAGUUUCGACAACCGGUGAAGAUUUCAGGUACACGACCGAAAAUAUGCCGUCUUUGUUUGUCAUGCAUACUUACACAUACUAGAACUAGAGCAGGUGCAGGUGCAUUAUUGCGAUGCCGGUCUUAUUUAUUACGCAUGAAGACAAAAAGAAAAACGAAACGAUCUAACUACACGACAUCAGGUCUCCGCUUCUUUGGCGUCGAGGAGGAAUCUUGCCCAACGGACGUAAAACUUUUCGUCAACAAACCAAGCUUGGGCUUUAGCGAAGCCGAGGACACACCAACAACACAGGAUCUCUCCUUGGACCCAGCACAAUGUACUACUUUCAUUUUCAAAAUUAGUGAAACUUUAUAUGACUAUUUUCAUUUCGAUUUCAAUUUCUUCUCGUGCUCAUGGCGGCCUAAUUUGUUAUCAUGCUGAGACAUUAAUUCCGCACUUCGGCAAAAACUAGCUGUUCCCCCAUUAUUAUCAACAGGUAACCUGAUGGAGAAGAAGGAUGUGAUGUGUCCGGUGAAAUUUGUGAAAUUUCAGUCCGUCAACGCGUUGAUUCUCUUCGUGCAGGAGAACAACGGCGCGGACAUCACGCAGUUGAAGAAGCUGGAAGUGUUCGGCACCGCGGCCGAAAACUCGGACAUCACGGCCUGGAAGCCGUGCAAAAGCUGAGGCUAAGCCAGGACCGAAGAUCAUGUUUUAUUCGAGGUCCUCGGGAGGUACAAGUACUCUUACCGUACGGGUGAUUUGUUUGCUAGUUGUGCCUUUGAUCCUCAGCUACCCAUGCUGUGCAACGGCAAUAGCAUGAUCACAGGUCGUGACCUCGAAUAAAGAUCUUCGUCCGCGAUUAGCAUUAUGGAAUUCUAGUAGUUGUAACUCAAUACAUGUUGCUCGCUGCCUCCUUGGACAUGUCCAAGCAGGACAUGCGAGCGACUGCUGAUGUGGUUUGUUUUCUACCUAAUUUUUUGAAAAUGUAAACUACUCCACUAGUACGGGGAUGGCGGUGCAGGGUCUUCUUGCCAUUGUCGUACUUACUUUCGAAGAAACAUAUCCAGUCUCAAAUCAUUCUAAAAAUGUGACGGCAAGAGUUGUUGAUUGGCUUUGUAAACAGGGCAAAACUGCUUCAGUUGCAAAAUAGAAGGCCGAUUUCACUUUUUGCCUGAUUUAGAUUCUUUAGAGAUGAUAUCAAGGUUUCUUCAAGAUUAACAGAGAACUAGAGUGGGCAGAGUUCUCGAUUUCACCCAACGAAUGCGUAAGCGAAUGCGCAGCAGCCCCAACCUUCAAAACAAAAAGCGACCACUCCUAAGGACGCCGCGCGCUCCUGGCAACUAAGGUUAAUGGCACUUGAGGUUAAAAAUCAAUACCAAGAAAGCAUCGCUUUCAGGUACCAAAACAU
Messenger RNA from Amoebophrya sp. A120, 1534 nucleotides. The record is from the annotation of a GenBank genome assembly. Lineage: Eukaryota; Dinophyceae; Syndiniales; Amoebophryaceae.